AUGCGGACAAGGUACCAACCCCACUCCCAACGACAUGUGGGACAUCUGAUGUCUGAGGUUAACCGUCUCAUCACUUCAUCAUUGGCACCAAGUACAUGGCGCACUUAUCAGGCGGGCAAAACAGCGUUUGAUCAAUUCCGCGCUGCAUUUGGUUUACCGUCUCUUUGGCCUAUACCGUUGGACCAAUGGCUACAGUUUAUUGCUUAUUUAUCGGUGUCAGGUAGGUCGCCUGCCACAGCCAGGUCAUACGUAUCGGGGCUGGCAGCACUCCACAAAUUGCAUAAUAUGUGCGAUGUGUCACACCACUUCCUUGUUCAGAAAGCUCUUUCAGGUAUGUCUAGAUUGUCUCAUCGACAGGACACCCGACAACCAAUAACGACUCACCUUCUUGCAGAGAUCACUCGUGCCUUGCCUUUGGUCUGCAGCCAGUCCUACGAGGCAGCGCUGUUUGCCGCUGCAUAUUUGUUGACUUUCUUUGGUUUUUUCAGAGUGGGCGAGCUGGUAGCAGCCUCAGCAAGGGACAGCACUAACAGAGCUUGCCUGUUUUCAGAUAUAACCGUCGCAGGUGACUUAUCAGCUAUACAGGUACAUUUGCGGAGCUCCAAAACAGAUCAGGGUGGUCUGGGAGCAUACAUCACCAUCCAGGCAUUGCCGAACUCCCCAUUAUGUCCUGUCGCAGCAGUGCAGCGUUUCCGCUGCAUCAGACCUACUGGUACGGGGUAUUUUUUCACCCAUUUUGAUAGCUCCCCACUAACAAAAUUUCAGUUUCAGGCGGUGCUCAAAAAGGCUUUGGCGUCAAUCCCGGAGCCCAUUAACCCUAGUUUGUACUCCUCACAUUCAUUUCGCAUUGGGGCAGCCACCACAGCAGCAUUACAGGGCGUCAGUUCACAACAGAUCCAGGAACUGGGGCGUUGGAAGUCGGCGGCUUACCAGACAUACAUCCGCAUACCAUCCAUCCUAUGA
Messenger RNA from Haliotis rubra (blacklip abalone), 963 nucleotides. RefSeq lists its product as uncharacterized. The transcript has a single exon. The record is from RefSeq and is a predicted model, not a curated record. The coding region runs from base 1 to 963 and encodes 320 amino acids. Gene Ontology annotation, molecular function: DNA binding. NCBI's taxonomy places the organism in Eukaryota, Metazoa, Mollusca, Gastropoda, Lepetellida, Haliotidae. Gene Ontology annotation, biological process: DNA integration; DNA recombination.